UCCACCUCUGCUUUACGCACAGCAAUUUCGAUGGUGCACCCUCCGUUUCUGUCCGGCCGCCGAAUGUAUGAGCUCAAGGGGUUCUCACAGACUCGGUGGCGCCAGGUCUUCACACAUUCACAGGAAAUGUAAAGACUUCAAUAACGAGCCAUUAGCCCUAAUCAUUGGAAUCGAUUGGGUGUUAACGUCCCUUUGCAAAUGCAAAUGAGUGUGAGGGCCCGGCCUAUAAAUACCCGCUCCUUGGUCCCCACCGGCACAACACGCCACGGUGUCUUCUGUGUGGAGCUUUAUCCCCCGAGUUACACAGUCUACAAACUCUCUGCAAGUAUGGUCAAACACUUCUCCGUCGACUGGAUGGCCCAGAGCAGCACUCCUUCAAAGCGAAUUGACGAGCACAAGGAUUUAACGUCCCCUGUGAUACCUCACGUCCGCUGCAUGGUGCAGCCUCGCCAACCGUCAUCCUAUGGCAAGGAUUAUCUCCAACCCAAACCUAAGUCCUUAAAAACGGCUGAGCGCGCGGAUCCUAACGAUGAUAUCAGCUUGGCUUCACCUGCACGGUCCACAAGCUGUGUUUCACCAAGUAAGUUUAUAUUCUGGUUAAUUUCCAAUCAAAACAUAUCCAGUAGGCUAGGCUAUUCUUCAUUUGUGUAUACGUGUGAUCUGAACUUGCAAACGCAGAUUUCUAACAGUGUUUUUGUAUUUUUAUUAUCAGUUUCUGAAAUCAGCGGCUACUCUUCUGGUUACGAGAGCGAGGCCGGCCUGUCAGAGUGUCCCUCUGUGGAGGAGAGCAGCGAGGCCGACCGGGACGGGGCCCUGCAGCGGCGCCUCCGCACCAAGUUCACCCCCGAACAGAUCAACAAACUGGAGAAGAUAUUCAACAAGCACAAAUACCUGGAUGCAGGGGAACGCCUAAAGACUGCACAGAAACUUAACCUAUCCGAAACUCAGAUUCGAACCUGGUUCCAGAACAGGAGAAUGAAGCUGAAGCGAGAGGUGCAGGAGGACAUGCGCGCGGAGUACUUUGCGCCUGCGCUGUCGCCCCUGAUACAGUGCCACGACUUCGCCGGACAGCGCUUUCAAUAUCCCCAUCACGCCGGUCUGGCGAUGUACCCCUCGAUGGGCCAACAGCUCCAGGCUCUGACCCCACAGCCCAUCAUCUCUUACCAAGUGCCCUAUCAUAUGGCGGCCACCAACCCACGGUUCUACUAGAACCCGAACUGUAAAUUUAUUAUUCGACGGAAACACUUAGGAUACAGGAAUAUAUGUGCAAUGUGAACGUCUUCUUUAUUUUUAUUAUGUCAUUUCAUGUACAGUUGUAAAAUUAUAUAAGCCCAUCUCGAGUAGGCCUACAUGCCCUAAAGAAAUAUAUUUAUCUUUAAAUAAAAAACAUUUUAUUG
Gadus macrocephalus (Pacific cod) is the source of this 1397-nucleotide messenger RNA. It is a transcript of the gene vox, whose product is annotated as ventral homeobox. Lineage: Eukaryota; Metazoa; Chordata; Actinopteri; Gadiformes; Gadidae. Gene Ontology annotation, molecular function: DNA binding. The transcript is spliced from 2 exons. The record is from RefSeq and is a predicted model, not a curated record. The coding region runs from base 199 to 1209 and encodes 336 amino acids.